Lepisosteus oculatus (spotted gar) is the source of this 12781-nucleotide messenger RNA. NCBI's taxonomy places the organism in Eukaryota, Metazoa, Chordata, Actinopteri, Semionotiformes, Lepisosteidae. The record is from RefSeq and is a predicted model, not a curated record.
CCAUUAUCAGAUGAUUCGGUUACUAAGAAACACUUUCAGUCAUAAAAGAGCAGGAAUGUUUCCUCCAAAGUAAAGGUCCACUCCCUUUUAAAAGAACUUGGCUUGCUCAUAAAACACAAAUCAACCGCACAGGCCAGCCCGUGAAACAGUGAAGACUCGGGCUGUCUACCGCACUGGCAUCCCGGACUGAGCGCCGGCUGGGUGGCACCAGGUAGCGGAGCUUCUCUCGGAGCAAGCACUUCGUGACGGAGAGCAGCGUCUGAGUCAUCGCCGCUUCCAGGGAGAGAACAGGCGAAAUGGACCGAUUAGUGUUCUCUGACAGGGCUUCUGAGAAACUCCGCAUCCUGCAGCAGGGAGUUCGAACCCGGGCCGUGCCACUGAAAGAGGAGAAGUUUCACCGCGGGGUCAGUGACUCAAUUGGGAACAGUUACAGCCCUGCAGCCCAAGACUUCUCCACAUAUUUCAUCUAUAAGCUCCUCGGCUCCAAUGACCCCCUGGAGCAAAGUGAGGAGGAGAUGGCAGGUCUGAAGGUCACUAAACAUCAUGGCAACACGGAGCCCUGCAGGGAAGAGAAGAGACACUGGAGGAGGCAGAGCUACAGACUGAAAGCCCUGGGGGCCAGGCAGAGUGAAGAGCAGCUUAUCAGAGACUCAGCCACCCAGGGAACUGAUUACCAUCCAGAGGCAGUGGACCGGAGCCCCCCGCCGGCGCCGACAGCAGCCCCGCGGACCCGGCGUGCUGGCCAGCCCGGCCCCGCAGAAGGACCAGCCCCGGCCUCCCGCCUGCCUGGCCUCGCCCCGCGGGGAGGGAGCGUCUCGGGCAGGGAAGGGGCACCCAGAGUCACAAAAGAGGGUCUAUGCCAUCGUCCCCAGGGACCCUUUCAAGACACACUGCAGGGCCCUGAGGAAGACCACACGUGUCACGAUGAAGCCACUCGCACUGCUCUGGCUGUUAGGUUCCCCGCCUCAAGCACCUCCACCCACGGUCUGUCACGCCCUGCUUCUCCCACCACGGAGUACCUGCCCAGGUACUGGGAGCUGAUCACUAGCUGCUUUUCCCCGGGGGAGAUCCAGCCCCUCAGCAGGGAAUGGGUGUCCAGGAUCUGCUCCAGAGUCCCCAGGUAUCUGAGGCACAGACACAGCCCAGCCCUCCAGGAGCUGAAACAGGAGGUGGAAGAGGUCUACACAGUGGCCAUGAGGAAAUCCAUCUUGGACUACGUGCUCCUGGAUCCAGAGGAGCAGGAACGCUUGGGCAUCCUUCUGCAGCACAGGUCAUUCAGCAGUGCCGGCCGAGAUGUCUUCCCCUGGCGUGAGCGAGUGAAGAGUGCCCGGACUCGCCUGAGGGGGGCGCUGUUUAACACGCACCCUGUCAUGACCAGGCUCCUCCACAGCUUCGACCACUUCUUUGCAGACUUCACUCUGCUGGAUAUGAGAAGCUUGACCCUUGAGUCACCUUUGACCCUGGGUCAGCUAACUGAUCACAUGAGGGCUACAGCCAGCAGAAGGGCAGGGUAUCUGCAGGAGAGCUGGCUGCAAGACUCCGCCCAUAUCGUCAGGGAGAACCGUGAUGUCAUUGAGGCCUGGAUGCCCCAGGAAGACGAAGCACAGAGGAGAAGGAAGAUGGCACACUUCUUUGGCAGCGUGGCAACUCUGAUGUCCCGACUCCUGAGGAAAGUGUUGGCGCAAUCCCUAGAGGAACUGUCCACCUGGCUGGAUGUUUACAGCCAUGGGAAUAGAUACAUAGAGAGCUACCCAGUAUCCCACCUGGCUCUGCCCACCAAGCCCCAGCCCAUCACAGUCUUCAUGGAGGCGUGUGGGCAGCAGGGGUCUGUCACUCUCUCCCCCUCCCCGGAGGAGCUGGCCCAGGAGCUGUGUGCUGUCGUGGAUCACGUGGUUUGCAGCGUCCAGCGCUUCCCUCGGCUCGAGAGCCAGCUGUUCCAGGCUGUAGAUAAAGCAGAAGCCAAAUUCAUCAGCUCAGUCCAGACAGAGGAAGAGAUGGUGCUGCUCCUGAAGGCCAAGAUAGCAGCUGUGGUGACGGAGAACAGCUAUGGGCCCCAGCGGUACCAGGAUGUAUACGGGCCCUACCUGACCCUGCUGUCUGCACAGAUGGAGAGGCAGCUGCAGGCUUUCGUAGCACAGGGCCCCAGCCUGCGCAGCUGCACCAUGCAGAUGCAGCAGCUGCAGACCAUGCGUGCAGAGAUCGCUGCCUUGCCUGUUCACCUGCCCAUGGAGCUGCUGCUGCUCGACUGCACCCACGUCAACCAGUGCCUGCUGGAACGUACUCACGUGCUGUCUAGACUGAUUGUGAGCAGUGUGAUGUCAUCUUCAGAGAAGUUCUGCCGCGCAGUGUGCCAGCGGUAUGAAAACAUCGUUGCCAGGGUGACAGAAGUCGCCACGACAACAGCGUCCCUUGUUGAACUGCAGAGCUAUGUGGAGGGGCUGUGGAGCGGAGAACUGCUGGAGUUACAGGAGAAGCUGGACCAGGCUGCAGCCAGGCUGCUGUUCCUCCUUGAAUGGGGCUGCCUGUCCCGUGAGGAGCUCAUUCUGUACAGCAACACCUUCUCCUGGCCACACAGGGUAGCCCCCAUCCUUCACAACAGUGAAGUGCAGUUGCAACGUCAGCGGGACCAGGCUGUGCAGAGACUGCGGGCAAGGCAGGGGGCACUGGCAGGCCGUCUGUCGGAGACUGCCGCUCUUAUCAAGGGGUUCCAGCGGAAAGAGAGGAUGGCUGAGGCUCAACGCUACGUGGAACAAUUACAAGACAUCAGCUGGACAAUUCAGGGCUUCAUUCAGGAGAAGGAGGGGAUUAACCAGGAGGAGGCGCUGCUGGAGACGGGCUCUCUCAGCCCCUACCCUGAGAUCGCCGAGCUGCAGCGGGCCAAGGAGCCCUACGAGCGCCUCUGGGGGGCAGCACUGAGCUUCACCACACAGUACCAGCGCUGGCUGUCCACUCCCCUGGCCCUCCUCAACGCGCAGGAGGUGCAGGAGCAGGUGCAGGAGCUGUGGCGGACCAGCUACCGGCUGACGAAGGAGCUGCACCCCCCAGAGCUCCACGGCCCCCUGAAAGCUGCCACCUCCAUCAAGACCAGGCUGGACAAGUUCCGGACGCACCUGCCCCUCAUCAGUGCCCUCUGUGCCCCGGGCAUCAAGCAGCGCCACUGGGACCUCAUGAGCGAGAAGGUGGGGGUGACCCUGGCGCCCCGAGAAAGCGUGCCGCUGGGUGAGCUGCUGGGCCAGGGACUGGAGCGCCACCUGGAGGCCCUCAGCGAGGUGGGCACGCAGGCGGGGAGUCAGCUGGCGCUGGAGGAAGCACUGGGGGGCAUGGCCCAGGAGUGGCAGCCGGUCCGCCUCACGCUGGUGCCCUACCGAGAGAGCGGGACGCGCGUGCUGGCGGCAGUGGACGACGUGCAGACCCUGCUGGAAGACCAGCUAGUGAAGACCAGUGCCAUGAAGGGCUCCCCUUUCAUCGGACCCUUCCUCGGCCAGCUCCUGGAGUGGGAGAGCCAGCUGAGGCUGCUGCAGGAUGUUUUGGACAGCUGGGUGCAGGUGCAGACUGGUUGGCUGUACCUGGAGCCCAUCUUCAGCUCCCCCGACCUCCGAGAGCAGAUGCCCAGCCAAGGAGUACUUUUCCAGGCUGUGGACAGAACCUGGAGAGAGCUGAUGCACGAUUCAGAGCAGGAGGGCGACGUACUGAAGCUUCUCUCCCAGCGCCCCCUGCUGGACAGACUGCGGCAGGCCCAGGACAUGCUCGAAGAAAUUCAGAAAGGACUGAGCGACUAUCUGGAGAGGAAGAGGCUCUUUUUUCCAAGGUUCUUCUUCCUGUCCAACGAGGAGCUGCUGGAGAUCCUGUCCGAGACGCGGGACCCCCGGCGCGUCGAGCCCCACCUGCGCAGGAUCUUCCCGGGCGUGGCGCGGCUGGGCUUCUCCCCGCCGGGCCCGCCCCCGGCCCUGCUGUCCUUCCUGGAGUCGGCGCGGGGCGAGCGGGUGGCUCUGGCCAGCAGGAUCGUGCCCUCGGAGGCCCAGGGGCUGGUGGAGAAGUGGCUCCAGCAGGUGGAGAAGGGGAUGCAGGAGUCUCUCCGGCAGGUGCUGCAGCUCUCUCUCCGUGCUCAUUCCCAGAGCCCGAGGGAAAAGUGGCUCCUGCAGUGGCCCGGACAGGUGGUUCUGACAGCCAGAAUGAUCUUCUGGACCGCUGAGGUGUCCCAGGUGCUUUCCCAGAGAGGAAGCCUGCAGGGCUGUCUGGACAGGAGCAGUGCACAGCUAGAGGAAAUGGUGGGGCUGAUCAGAGGGCCGCGCAGCGAGCUGGACAGGAUCACGCUGAGCGCGCUCAUCACGGUGGAAGUGCACGCUCGAGAUGUGGUGGUGCAGCUCCAUAACAAGGGGGUUUGCGAUACCAGUGAUUUCCAGUGGGUGGCGCAAUUGCGGUAUUACUGGGAAGGGGAGCAGGUGGUGGUGAGGAUGAUCACUGCAAGGGUUGACUAUGGCUAUGAGUACCUGGGCAACACAGGGCGCCUGGUAAUCACCCCUCUGACUGACCGCUGCUACAGGACGCUGCUGGGGGCUUUCCAGCUGAAUCAUGGUGGGGCACCGGAAGGCCCAGCCGGGACGGGAAAGACAGAGACCUGUAAGGACCUGGCGAAGGCUGUGGCCAAGCAGUGUGUGGUGUUCAACUGCUCUGACGGGCUGGACUAUCAGGCCAUGGGGAAGUUCUUCAAGGGCCUGGCCCAGUCAGGGGUGUGGGCCUGUUUUGACGAGUUCAACCGCAUUGAGCUGGAGGUCCUGUCAGUGGUGGCUCAGCAGAUCCAGACAAUCCAGCGAGCUAUAUCCCAGAGAGUCCAGACCUUUGUGUUUGAGGGGACACUCUUGACCCUGGACCCCACUUGCUGCAUUUUCAUCACCAUGAACCCCGGAUACGCAGGCCGGACUCCACUCCCAGACAACCUCAAGGUGCUGUUCCGCACGGUGGCGAUGACUGUGCCCGACUAUGCCCUGAUCGCCGAGAUCUCCCUCUAUGCCAUGGGCUUCAUCCAAGCCCGGGGUCUGGCCGCCAAGAUUGUAGCUACAUACAGACUCUGCUCUGAGCAGCUCUCCUCUCAGCACCACUACGACUAUGGGAUGCGCGCAGUGAAGUCUGUCCUGACAGCUGCUGGGAACCUGAAGAUCCGCCAGCCAGAGGAGAGGGAGGACAUUUUACUGUUGCGCUCCAUUACGGACGUCAACCUGCCCAAGUUUCUCUCCCAGGACAUCCCACUCUUCCGCAGUAUCAUUCAGGACCUGUUCCCUGACGUACGGUUGCCCACCCCUGACCAUGUGCUCCUAGAAAGAACUAUCCAGGAGGUCGCGCACAGCCUGGCUCUGCAGCCCCAGGCAUGGUUCAUCACCAAGAUCAUCCAGAUUUACGAGCUCAUGCUGGUGCGGCACGGAUUCAUCCUCGUCGGCGGUGCAGGCGGGGGGAAGUCCAGCGCCCUGCGGGUCCUGGCUGGGGUCCUGGGGCGGCUAGCAGAGCAGGGGCUGCUGGGAGAGCUUCCCGUGGAGGUCUUCACCCUGAACCCCAAGGCCAUCUCCAUGGCGACGCUCUACGGGCGCUUCGAACCCACGUCGCGGGAGUGGAGCGACGGUGUGCUGUCGUCAGCGUUCCGAGCGCAGGCCUGCAGCCUGACCAGCAGCCGGCGCUGGCUGGUUCUGGACGGCCCGGUGGACGCAGAGUGGGUAGAGAACAUGAACACCGUGCUUGACGACAAUCAGAAGCUGUGUCUGAUGAGUGGGGAGACCAUCCAGAUGAGUCCCCAGCAGAACAUCAUCUUUGAGGUCCUGGACCUGGAACGUGCCUCCCCGGCCACCAUCAGCAGGUGUGGGAUGAUCUAUAUGGAACCCCGAGACCUGGGCUGGGAGCCCCUGCUCCAGUCCUGGCUGGAUAGGCAACUACCCCCCUCCUUCUCCCCAGGCCACAAACAGCUGAUACAGACGUUGCUGCAGUGGCUGUUGCCGCCUUGUCUGGAGUUCGUGGAGAGAACCUGCUGCCCUGUGGUGCCCACCUCCCCCCUGCACCUCACCGCAACGCUGCUCGCCCUGUGCCGCAGCCUGCUGGCCGAGACCAGGUACUGCACAUGGAGGACCCCUCCUACCGCGGCUCUGGGCAAGUGGCGUUGUAAAGCCCGCAUUGCGUUCAGCCAGUUCUUCCACGGGCUGUGUGAGGGAGAUUCCCACUGCCCCCGGCCCAAAGAGCUGCAUGUAGCAGCCCGGGGGCUGCUAAUGCCCAGGAGGCACAGUGUGUUUGACUGUGUGUACCAAAGCACAGGCUGGCACCCCUGGAGUGACCUGGUCUCACCCACUUCCCUGCCUGACAGCACCACGAUGGACAACAGGCUCACUCGUCUUCUGCUGAGAGACACAGUGGUGGUCACCCCACAGACAGAGAUACAGAGGUUCUUCCUGGAGCGGCUCGUUCUGCGGGGGUCCACCCUGCUGCUGGUGGGCCCCCCCGGUGCGGGCAAGACCCACACGGCUCGUGGCUUCCUGCACCAGCUGCCUCCAAGCACCCACCAUGCCUGGCACCUCACCCUCUGUUCCCAGACCACCGCCCAGCGCGCUCAGGACACGCUGCUGAUGGGGCUGGAGAGGGUCAGAAAAGGUGUUUAUGGCGCCCCCCCUGGGAAACAGAUGGUAGUGUUUGUAGAUGACCUCAGCCUGCCGGCUACAGAGCCUGCAGGGGCCCAGUCUGCCCUUGAGCUGCUGAGACAGCUGCUGGAGCAUCGGUUCUGUUUUCACAGUAAGGACGGCAGUAGGCUGCAGCUCCAGGACACCGUGUUCCUGUCUGCAAUGACGCCCCCCAGUGGCAGGAGGCAGGCAGUGUGCCCCCGGCUGCUCAGGCACUUUGCCGUCCUCUCCAUUGACGCCCUGACCGGCGAUACGCUGAAAUCGAUCUUCCUGCCUCUGACGGAGCGCCACUUCGGGCGUGGAUUUGAGACGUCACUGCGCCGCUAUGCAAGGAUCCUGGUCUGGGCCACAGCAGAGGUGUAUGCCCAGACUGUGGUGACCUUCCUGCCCACGCCUUCCAAGUCCCAUUACGCUUUCAACCCGAGGGACGUCUCUCGAGUCAUCCAGGGCCUGGCUCUCCUGAGGGGGGACGUGGUGCCCGCAGGUGCGGAGGGAGCCAGGAAGCUGAUGAGGCUGUGGGUCCAUGAGGUGUGGCGCGUCUUCGCCGACAGGCUCCAGGACAGCAAGGACAGGCGGCGCUUCUACAGCAUUGUCCAGGGAGUGGUGCGCACUCAGUUCAAGGAGAAGACGUCCUCGCUGUUUGGUCACCUGGCCUGCGGCAGGGAGGUGUGCGAGGAGGACCUCCGGGGCCUCUUCUUUGGAGAUUAUCUGCCAUCUCAAGGGGAGGGAGGGGCUCCCCGUUACUAUGAUGAAAUCACAGACACCCAGAGACUGCAGCAGGCCAUGCAGAGCUAUCUGCAGGAGUACAACGCCGGGUCCAAGACCCCUCUGGACCUGGUGCUGUUCCAGUUCGCUGUCGAGCACAUCUCCAGGCUGGCCAGAGUCUUCGCGCUGCCAGGGGAACAUGCCCUGCUUAUUGGCAUGGGAGGUAGUGGGCGGCACUCUGCCACGCGAUUGGCUGCCUACAUGUCAGGCGUGGAGGUCUUCCAGGUCAAAGUUCAGCGGUCGUACUCGCUAUCUGAUUGGCAUGAGGACCUGAGACGCCUGCUGAGGGGGCCGGGCCUACAGGGGACCCCCACUGCCUUCCUGUUCUCAGACCACCAGAUCAAGGAUGAGUCUUUCCUGGAAGAGCUCAGUCUGAUCCUGAGCAGUGGGGAGAUCCCUGGGCUGUUUGACAAUGAGGAGAGACUGAACAUCAUCCACAAGAUGCAGCAGCUCUCUUCCACUCAGGGACAGUCCCCAGCCUCUCUAUACACCACGUUUGUGCAGCGUAUUCGCUCUCUCCUCACUGUGGUCCUGGCCUUCAGUCCCAGUGGCUCAACCCUGCGAGACCGUCUGCGUCGAGCCCCGGCCCUCCUCAACUGCUGCACCAUUGACUACUUCCAGGCCUGGCCAGACGACGCCCUGCAGAAGGUGGCAUGUCACUUCCUGGAUGAUGUGGAGCUCUCGCAGGAAGUGCGGGCAGGAGCAGUCUUCCUGUGUAAAUACAUCCACCAGAGUGUUGCUGCUCUGUCUGAGAGGUUUUAUGCCUCCCUGCAAAGGAGAACCUAUGUGACUCCCAAUUCCUACCUGGAGCUGCUGAAGACCUUUCGGAGCCUCCUGGAGAGACAGCGUCUGGAGCUGCUGACCGACAGAGAGCGCUACCUCACUGGGCUGGAGAGACUGGACCUCGCCUCGACACAGAUCGCCGAGAUGCAGCAGGAGCUGAAGGAGCUGGAGCCACUCUUGGUGCAGCGCAGCGCAGAGACCGAAGAGCUGCUGGGGGUUAUCGCCAAAGAGACGCGUGAGGUUGAGGCCGUGAAAAGAGAAGUGGAGGCCGAUGAGGCCACGGCCAACAGCGCAGCCCUGGAGGCUCAGAGCAUCAAGGAGGAGUGCGAGCAGCAGCUGAGUGUGGCCCUGCCGGCCCUGGAGGCGGCGGUGGCAGCCCUGGACACGCUGAGGGGCAGUGACAUCACGCUGGUCAAGACCAUGCAGAACCCCCCAGCGGGCGUGCGCAUCACCCUGGCAGCCGUGUGCGUGCUCAAGGGCAUCAAGCCAGAGAAGAGGGUGGACAGCGUGGGGAGGAGCACUGACGACUACUGGCCUGCCGCCAAGAAGAUGCUGGGGGACAUGAAGUUCCUAGAAUCUCUGAAGGACUUUGACAAGGACAACAUCCCACCACGUGUGAUGGCCCAGAUCAGACGGGAUUUCAUCUCCAGUGAGGAGUUCCAGCCUGCAGCAAUCCGAGCAGUGUCUUCUGCCUGUGAGGGGCUGUGCAGCUGGGUCAGGGCCAUAGAGGUCUAUGACAGAGUGGCCAAGAUUGUGGCACCAAAGAGGGCCUGUCUGAGCGUGGCACAGACAGAGCUCGAAGAACAGCAGGCAAAACUGGCAGCCGCCAGAUCGGAGCUCAGUGCCGUGACCGACAGACUGGCGGGGCUGCAGGAGAGACUGGCACGCCAGCUGCAGGAGAGAAGCCAGCUCCAGGACAGCAUCACACACACCAGGCUGAAGCUGCAGCGUGCGGAGAGGCUGAUCAGCAGUCUCGGGGGGGAGAGGGAGCGCUGGCAGGAGGUGGCCAGUCGUCUUGGGGACUCGUACCAGAACAUUGCAGGAGAUGUGUUGCUGAGUGCUGGCAUGGUGGCCUAUCUGGGGCCCUUCACCCCUGGCUUCAGACAGGAGGUGUUGUCCGAAUGGCAGUCCCAGUGUGUGCGUCAGCAAGUGCCAGUGUCGCCCCACUUUUCUUUGUCCUCUACCUUGGGUGACCCCCACACCAUCCUAGAGUGGCAGCAGUGUGGCCUGCCUCGAGACACGUUCUCGGUGGAUAACGCCCUGAUCGUGCGUCACGCUGAGCGCUGGCCCCUGCUGCUGGACCCUGAGGGCCAGGCUGGGCUGUGGAUCAAGACCAUGGAGAGAGACAGCCAGCUUCAGGUCUGUCGGGCUGGGGAGAGGGGCUACCUCCGCACCCUAGGCAACUGCAUACAGUUUGGGACUCCUGUCCUGUUGGAGGGGUUGGGAGAGGAGCUGGACCCUGUACUGGACCCCCUCAUGCUGAAGCAGACAUUCCAGCAGGCAGGGGUAGAUUACCUAAUCCUUGGGGAGACCACCUUGCCCUACAGCCCCCACUUCAGACUCUACCUCACCACCCACCUGCCCAACCCACACUACCUGCCUGAGACCGCCGCCAAGGUGACCCUGGUGAACUUCAUGGUGACCCCACGGGGCCUGCAAGAGCAGCUCCUGGGUAUCUUGGCCGCCAAGGAGCGACCGGAGCUGGAGGAGACGCGGACACGUCUGUACCAGGAGGGCGCGACUCUCAGGAAGCAGCUGCAGGAGAUAGAGGAGGAGGUGUUGCGAGUGCUCUCAGGGUGCCAGGGCAGCAUCCUGGAGGACGAGAGUGCUCUCUCCGUCCUGGCCUCCAGUCGCUCUCUCGCUCGUGAAAUUCUGGAGCGCCAGACAGUCACGGCAGCAACCGAGAAAGAAAUCGAGGCCACAUGGGAUGAGUAUCGGCCGGUGUCCAGCCAGUGCAGUCUGCUGUUCUUCGUGCUGUGGGACCUGGCCCGGGUGGAGCCCGCGUACCAAUUCUCUCUGCGCUGGUUUCUCAGGCUCUACAGUGCCUCCAUCUGUCAGAGUCAGAGGGCCACAGCCCUGCAGGAGAGGAUAGAGCACCUCAACGCACACUUCACCUCCAGUGUGUACGAGAGGGUGUGUCGCUCGCUGUUCGAGAGGCACAAGCUGCUCUUCUCCUUCCUGCUGUGUGUGGGUCUGCUGCGCGGCCAGGGGGAAGUCGACCAAGCCGAGUGGGGCUUUUUGCUAACCGGGGGCGUGACCCUACAGGCCCCGCCCUCAAACCCCGCCCCCGACUGGCUUCAAGAGCCAUCCUGGAGAGAGCUGGUGUGCCUGUCUUCCCUGCCUGCCUUCACUGGACUCCAGGAACACUUUACUGCCAAUACGGAGGAGUGGAGGAGGCUGUACGAUGCCACCCAGCCCAACCUGCAGCCUCUGCCCACGCCGUGGCAGGAUGCCCUCUCCCCCUUCCAGAGACUGCUGGUGCUACGCUGUCUGCGGCCCGACAAGCUUAUACCCGCUAUCCUGCAGUUCAUUUCUGACCACUUGGGACCGGCCUACGUUGAGCCACCGACCUUUGACCUCCAGCGCAGUUUUGCGGACUCCUCCAACUGUACCCCACUGGUGUUUCUCCUGUCCCCCGGCUCCGAUCCCAUGGCCGUGCUGCACAGAUUUUCACAAGAGCACGGGCCAGAGGGAGCGGUGCUGUGCAGUGUGUCUCUUGGCCAGGGGCAGGAGCACAUCGCGCGGAGGCUGAUGGAGAAGGCUGCAGAGGAGGGGAGCUGGGUGGUGUUACAGAACUGCCACCUGGCCGGAGCCUGGCUGGGCGAGCUGGGGGAGCUGUGCGAGGGGCUGCUCUCCGACCCGACGCGACCUCAGCCCUCGUUCCGCCUCUGGCUGACCACCUACCCCUGCCCCGCUCUCCCGCCUGCCCUGCUGCGGGACAGUGUGAAGAUCACCAGCCAGCCCCCCCGGGGUCUGCGAGCCCGCAUGCAGCGCUGCUACGCCGCCCACCCCAUCUCGGACCCCGAGUUCUACAGCAGCUGCAGCACACAGAGGGAGUGGGGCCGGCUGCUGUUCGCACUGUGCUUUUUCCAUGGUGUGGUUCAGGAGCGCUGUCAGUACGGUUCUCUGGGCUGGAGCGCACCAUAUGAGUUCAACGACUCCGACCUCCACAUCAGUGCCAGGCAGCUGCAGAUGCUGCUGAGUGAGACUGGCAGGGUGCCGUGGGAAGCUCUGAUCUACUUGACAGGAGAGUGUAACUAUGGGGGCCGCGUCAUUGAUGACUUCGACCGCCGGCUGCUGCUCUGCCUGUUAAACACCUGCUACUGCCCCCUGCUGCUCAGUGACCACAAUUACAGCUUUUCUCCCAGUGGUGUGUACCGCCUGCCACCAGAGGGCGGCAUUCAAGAGGUCCUGGAGUACAUUAAGGGCCUGCCACUGAGUGAACACCCUGAGGUGUUUGGUCUGCAUGAGAAUGCCAGCAUCGCCAAGGAAACUAAAGAGACCAGCCAGCUGUUUGAGAGCAUCCUGGGCACGCUGCCCAGGGAGGUGAGUGCUGUGGGCAGGUCUUCUUGUGAGCUGGUGGCGGAGCUGGCUGCUGACAUCUUGUCCCGUAUACCUCCUGCCUUCAACACUGAUGACAUCGUGCGGCGCCUCCCCCCUCGGCACGCCGAGUCGAUGAACGCGGUGCUGACGCAGGAGCUGGGGCGCUUCAACCAGCUGACGGGCACAGUGCGGGACAGUCUGACACAGCUGGGCCACGCACUGAGGGGACAGACGCUCAUCACCCCUGAGCUGGAGGACACCUCCAACAGCCUGCUGCUGGGCAAGGUGCCAGCCCUGUGGUCUGCCCGCUCAUACCCAUCUCUCAAGCCCCUGGGCAGCUACAUUGCCGACCUGCUGCAGCGGCUCCAGUUCUUCCAGAGCUGGGUGGACAGAGGUCUUCCCUCGGAGUUCUGGAUCUCUGGGUUCUAUUUUCCUCAGGCUUUCCUGACAGGGGCUCUACAGAACCAUGCACGCCGCCACCACCUGCCGGUAGACCAGCUGAGCUUCAGCGUGGCAGUGACAUGUCGAGAGAGAGAGUCAGUGGCAAGCACAGAGACAGACACUGAGAGCCAGGGAGAUACUGUCCCUAACAAAGAAAGUGAAGGAGACAGUGACCCCAACAGGUGCCCAAGGAUUCAGGAAGAAACUGUGACUGAUCCUGAGAGUGAUUCCACCAACCUCUCUGAUCAGAACUAUGGUGUACAUAUCUAUGGGCUGUACAUGGAGGGAGCUCGCUGGGAUCGGGAGAGGGGAGCAAUAGGAGAGUCCCUACCAAAAAUCCUGUACGAUUGCCUGCCUGUUAUAUGGCUGCGGCCCCGUGAAAGGUCCAGCCUGACCGAAACUGACCAGGUGUACAUCUGCCCAGUGUAUCAGACCGCCGAGCGUGGUGGUCAGUCCUACCCGGGCCGGUGCAGUAACCUGGUGCUGACCCUGUCCCUGCCAUCCCAGGAGCCACCCAGUCACUGGGUGAGACGGGGUGUCGCCUGCCUGUGCCAGCUGCACUACUGACAAGCAGUCCUGCUCCAUCUUUUUAAAAU